AUGGCCAACCCUUUCGCCUCCGAAAGACUAAUCUACCGCGCCCUCGAGCCCGAAGAAGACGAAGAAUGGGCCCUGCGCGAGAUCCACCAAGUCCCCAUCUUAAUAUCCCAGACCAACCCAGUCCUCCACGUACCCCAGGCCCGGAAAGACGUGAAAGAGUCCUUCAAAUCCAUCGCCGAGAACUGUCUCCUCAACGUCGUUGUCUGUCUACCCGUCAAAGAUGAUAGAUCCGUCGAGGCGGGCGGAACCGCUAUCAGCGUCCCGACGACAUCGGCUGCUGUAGAGGGAGGCAACAAGAAGACGGAGGAGCAAUCGCCACCAGGACCAAAACCAACGCCCAUAGGUCUCCUCCUUCUCUUUCACGGUCCCAUGCGCCACGCCCAUCACCGAUCGGCAGAAAUCGGUAUCACACUCUGCACCCCCUACCACGGCCAAGGCUACGGCACAGAGGCCAUAAACUGGUGUCUGCAAUGGUCUUUCCUCACGGCUGGUCUGCAUCGCGUGGGCAUAGGAGCUUUCACUCAUAACGAGGGAGCUAUACGGCUUUAUAGACGACUGCAGUUCACGGAAGAGGGCCGGUGGCGGGAAUGUCUGUGGUAUCAGGGGAGGUGGGAGGGGGUCGUGGUGCUUUCGAUGUUGGAGGGCGAGUGGAGGGAACUGAUCAAGGGGAAAAGGGCGAGCACGUGA
Recurvomyces mirabilis is the source of this 687-nucleotide messenger RNA. RefSeq lists its product as uncharacterized. Bases 1 to 687 code for a protein of 228 amino acids. NCBI's taxonomy places the organism in Eukaryota, Fungi, Ascomycota, Dothideomycetes, Mycosphaerellales, Teratosphaeriaceae. The transcript has a single exon. Gene Ontology annotation, molecular function: acyltransferase activity, transferring groups other than amino-acyl groups. The record is from RefSeq and is a predicted model, not a curated record.